Effrenium voratum is the source of this 651-nucleotide messenger RNA. The record is from the annotation of a GenBank genome assembly. NCBI's taxonomy places the organism in Eukaryota, Dinophyceae, Suessiales, Symbiodiniaceae.
AUGGAAGCUUACCAGAUCCGGACAUUCGCUGUGCAGGGCCAGUCAUAUUAUGAGGUCCUGGGCGUGGCGCAGUCCGCUUCCCAAGCCGAGAUCAAGAAGGCGUAUCUGGCCGCAGCCAGGAAAUGCCACCCCGACCUCAACCCUUCCAAAGAUGCCACCGUGGAAUUCCAAAGGCUGGCUGAAGCGUAUCAGGUCCUGAGUGAUGAAACACGGCGAGCAACCUACGACCGUUAUCUGAGAACCGGAGAGUCCGGCCAGACACCUUCGGGAGGGUAUCAGGAGCCUCCAGACUUGGACCCUUCAGACAUCUUCCGCCACGUCUAUGAGGAGCUGAGGGUGGAGCAGAUUUUGCAGCGGCUGAGGGGCGUGCAACAGGAAGCGGCGGUGGCGGCGCAGGGCGGAGACUUCAGCCUGGGCAAGGCCUUCGUGUGGAAGCACAAGGGCCUGGCGGCGGCGGUGCUGCUGCCGCUGGGCCUCAUGCUGCGGUUCCCCCAGGUGGUGGGCAUGGCGCUACGUGUGCUGGGCGUCGUGGCUGGCACUCUGCUCCAGAGUCGCGUCAUGCGCGAGCUGAUUCGAGAAUGGGUUUGGGUGCAGUGGCGCCUCUUCGUGCAGCGGGCUCACCACCGUCGUGGAGGCAGAGGCAAACGAUGA